Ostrinia furnacalis (Asian corn borer) is the source of this 2456-nucleotide messenger RNA. RefSeq names its product glycine--tRNA ligase (gene GlyRS). The coding region runs from base 104 to 2305 and encodes 733 amino acids. Gene Ontology annotation, biological process: mitochondrial glycyl-tRNA aminoacylation. Lineage: Eukaryota; Metazoa; Arthropoda; Insecta; Lepidoptera; Crambidae. Gene Ontology annotation, molecular function: glycine-tRNA ligase activity; ATP binding. Gene Ontology annotation, cellular component: mitochondrion; cytoplasm. The record is from RefSeq and is a predicted model, not a curated record. The transcript has a single exon.
UCGUCGUGGUUUCGUCAGCACCACGCGAACAAAAAUUUCUAUGAAAUUAGCCGGCAAACAGAUGUGAUAUUACCAGCUAAAGCAAAUAUACAUCGAUAGUUAAAUGAGAAACAUUAUCAGUUUAGUUCAUAAGUGUAGUGUAUUUAGUAAAUAUUCACCAGCUGUUUGCAGUCAUUUGAGGCGAACUCACAGCUUGCAGCACUGGGGAACAAACAAACUCCAUCGGAAAAUUAAAAUCCCUAAUCCACUUCGAGAAAUAAUCAUGGCUGAUCCAAAAAUUGAAGAAAUCCUUGCGCCCCUUCGUGCCAGCGUGAAGGAACAGGGUGACUUGGUUAGAAAGUUGAAGGAGGAGAAAGCACCUGAAAUCGACGUCAAAAAAGCUGUCGCUGAACUGAAGGCCAGAAAGAAAGUAUUGGAAGACAAAGAGUUGAGCUUGGCACCAGCAGAGGAGCUUUUCGACCGUGCUAAAAUGGAGGAUCUGAUCAAGAGACGGUUUUUCUAUGACCAAUCUUUUGCCAUUUACGGUGGCAUCACCGGCCAGUUCGACUUCGGGCCCAUGGGCUGCGCUCUGAAGAGCAACAUGAUCCAACUUUGGAGAAAGUACUUCAUUCUGCAAGAGCAAAUGUUGGAAGUUGACUGCUCUAUCCUCACCCCUGAACCAGUACUGAAAGCUUCUGGCCACGUAGAACGGUUCGCGGACCUGAUGACGAAAGACAUAAAGACUGGAGAAUGCUUCAGGUUAGACCAUUUGAUAAAAGCACAUUUGGAAAAAAUAAAAAGUGAAAAGAAUACAAAAGCAGAGCUCAAGGCAGAGAUUGAAGAUAUUUUGGUUAAACUUGAUGGAAUGACAGCUGAUGAGAUGUCAGCUCUCAUGAAGAGGUUUGAUAUGAAGUCUCCAGUCAGUGGCAAUGAAUUGACCCCUCCUAUUGAGUUUAACCUUAUGUUCAAUACCCAAAUUGGUCCUUCUGGGUUGGUAAAAGGAUUCCUGAGACCUGAAACAGCUCAAGGUAUAUUUGUCAACUUCAAGAGACUGCUUGAAUUCAACCAGGGCAGACUACCUUUUGCAGCUGCUCAAAUUGGUAACUCAUUCAGAAAUGAAAUUUCACCUCGCUCUGGUUUAUUGAGAGUAAGAGAGUUUACUAUGUGUGAAAUUGAGCACUUCUGUGAUUCCAAGGAUCAUCCCAAGUUUGAAUCAGUCAAGGACACAAAAAUGUUACUUUAUUCAGCCAACAACCAGGAACAAGGAAAAGCUGCAGAAAUUGUCACCAUUGGGGAAGCAGUGGCCAAUGGCACUGUCAAUAAUGAGACUCUAGGAUACUUCAUGGCUAGAAUACAUUUGUACCUGUUAGCAGUAGGCAUUGACCCUAAAAAGCUAAGGUUCAGGCAGCACAUGGGCAAUGAAAUGGCUCACUAUGCCUGUGACUGCUGGGAUGCUGAGUGUCUGUCAAGCUACGGCUGGAUAGAGUGUGUGGGCUGUGCUGACCGGUCUGCUUAUGAUUUGACCCAGCACACUAAAGCAACUGGCAUCAGACUGGCGGCUGAGAAAAAACUGCCAGCCCCCAAACAGAUUGAAGUUGUGGAAGCUGUUGCCAACAAGGCAGCCAUUGGCAAAGAGUUCAAAAAGGAUGCAAAAGCUAUUAAUGAUGCUCUUGCUGCUCUAGAUUCUGCUUCUCUUGACCAGUUGCAGACCAAGUUGGAGAGUGAUGGUGAAUACACACUUGCCACUAGCAAUGGAGAUUUCAAACUGACUCCCAAUUUAGUAAGUGUGAAGAAGAGCCAAAAGACAGUUCAUGUUGAAGAAAUAAUCCCAAGUGUUAUUGAACCAUCCUUUGGAAUUGGCAGGAUUCUGUAUUGUAUAUUGGAACACAGCUUCAAAAUGAGAGAAGGUGAUGAACAAAGAACAUACUUCUCCUUGCCACCCACUGUGGCUCCCAUGAAAUGUGCCGUUUUGCCUCUCAGUGGCAAUGCCGAGUUCCAGCCAUUUGUCAGGGAAUUAUCUCAAGGCCUGACCAAUGUGGAUGUCUCUCAUAAGGUGGAUGACUCCUCAGGCUCGAUUGGGCGCCGGUACGCCAGAACAGACGAGCUGGGCGUGCCAUACGCUAUUACUGUUGACUUUGACUCUGUGAAAGAGCCACACACUGUGACAUUGAGAGAGAGAGAUAGUAUGGGACAAGUAAGGUUGCCAAUAUCUGAAGUGCCUUCAGUAGUGCGAGAUCUCUCCAACAGCAAAAUAUCUUGGAAAGAUGUGGAGCAAAAAUACCCUAAGUUUGAACAGCAGGAAAAUGUGAAAGGCGCUGCGGCAUAAUGACGCACGCCCAUUCGUUGGAACAGCUGCAAGAUGAUCUUACCUACUUGUUUUUCCAGAUAUUUAUUUGAUAGCAUUUAAGCUUGAUUUUUAUAUUCUUUUUCUAUCAAUUUGUUAACAAUAAUUUGCGUAAUAAAUAGCUUGUAAAAUA